Molecule: messenger RNA, 1023 nt
Organism: Penicillium chermesinum
Lineage: Eukaryota; Fungi; Ascomycota; Eurotiomycetes; Eurotiales; Aspergillaceae
Product: putative nucleoside-diphosphate-sugar epimerase
Exons: 3
Coding region: 1-1023 (340 amino acids)
Source: RefSeq, a predicted model, not a curated record
AUGGCCCCCAAAGCUUUCAUUACUGGCGCGACAGGCUACAUCGGUGGUGAUGGUCUCUAUGCUAUUGCUACAGCCCACCCCGAUUGGGAAUUCUCUGCUUUGGUUCGCAACAAGGAGAAAGCUUCUCAACUCACAAGCAAGUAUCCACAAGUGCGGGUAGUACAUGGAGACCUCGACUCGGCCGAUGUCAUCGAAAACGAGGUUAAGAAUGCCGACAUUGUCUUCAACUUUGCUGAUUGUGACCAUGUUGCUGCUGCCCAAGCCAUCGCGAAGGGCGCUCAACACCACACUCCCGAACGUCCAGUAUGGAUAAUCCACACCUCGGGAACAGGUAUUCUGACUGUGGAGGACGGGCGAGCUAAAACAUGCGGCAUUGAGCGGCCCAAGGAAUACAAUGAUUGGGAGGGCGUGAGCGAGCUUAUCAACCUCCCCGCUGACGCGUUCCACCGCAAUGUGGAUGAGAUUAUCAUUAACGCUGGUAAAGAAAACCCGUCAAGCGUUCGGACUGCAAUCGUCUGUCCACCUUGCAUCUACGGUCCCGGCCGGGGAACAGGCAAGACCAAGAGUUUUCAAGUCUAUUUGUUGAGCGCGGCGGUCAUCCAGCGUGGAAAGGGGUUCCUAGUCGGCAAGGGAGAGAACGUGUGGCACCAAGUUCAUGUCCAGGAUUUGAGCAACGUGUACCUGGCACUCGGCAACGCUGCUGCAGAAGGCGGAGGCAAGGCUACCUGGAACGAUGAAGGUUAUUACUUCGCAGAGAACGGCCCUUUCGUAUGGGGCGACAUCCAGCGAGCAGUGGCUCAGGCGGCCUUCGACCAGAAGUAUAUUUCUUCUCCUGAGGUUGAGUCUCUCAAUGGCGAUCAGACUACCGAGAUCUUAGAAGUGGGUACAUAUGCUUGGGGUUCGAACUCGAGGGGUCAUGCCAUUCGGGCUCGCAAGUUAUUUGGGUGGGAACCUAAACAGCCCAAGUUGAUUGAUCUUGUUCCAGAGAUCGUCGCGCUUGAAGCCAAGGCCCUUGGAAAAUAA